This is a messenger RNA of Aspergillus ibericus CBS 121593, 2443 nucleotides long. RefSeq lists its product as uncharacterized. Lineage: Eukaryota; Fungi; Ascomycota; Eurotiomycetes; Eurotiales; Aspergillaceae. Bases 89 to 2032 code for a protein of 647 amino acids. The transcript has 5 exons. The record is from RefSeq and is a predicted model, not a curated record.
CAUUUGUUGCCUCAAGUGCGGGGUUUAUGAGAUUCGAAGGUGGUCAUCAUCUGUGUUCAAAACUACGUCCACUCGAGGGAGCUACAUUAUGGGGAACAACAACAGCUUGGUCCAUUCCGAGGUGCCAUUAAAACUCAAGGAGUUAUCUGAAGUUGUGCUGUCAGCAGGUGACCAUGAUACCGCUCGCAUCCUAGAGCAGAUUUCCUCAUCGCAGGAAUUGAUCAAAUCCUGGCACACCAAGUUAAUAUCCAAUGAUUGUGCUAAGGGCAACUCACUUGCUGGCUCAGAGAUGGGCAAAUGGUUUCAAGUUUGGAAGAAUGACAAAGGCAGAGAGCUCUCAGAUGAUCAGGUCUGUCGCCUGGCAGCACUGACGAAAAACAGGAGACGACGAAGCCAACAGGAUAUCCCGAAACGCUUGUUUGACUGGAUUAGAGAUCCAGUCCUAAAGUUCUGGGGCCAGAAAGCACUACCUCAGAGUACCCAACUUAUUGACUGUUGCCUUCAUGACGUUGAUGAAACUGAAAAUUCUUCUCUCAUGAGUCCUAUACGCCGAAGAGUUAUCCUUGUGAUUCUUCAUGAUCUGAUUCAGCGAGAGAAAAAGCAUUUGCAAGACCUAGCCAGCCAGCGUAAAACCAGGUCCCAUGGCCAUCCUAAUUCAGGGCAAGGCAAAAAGUUUCUUACUGAAGCAAUCAGUAACAUUAUCAACAGAACAUACUAUCAUCUCAACUUGUCACAGGACGUUCUGGACCAGAAGCGCAAGCGAUGUACUGAACUUCAACGCUAUGGUGGAAAAUGGUCUCUAUUUGGUCGUAGAGAGGCCAUCUUAGAGUUCCCUAUGCCAUAUGCUGCGAACAAUUUCGAGCGCGCCAAGCUAGAGGUUAUUGAAAUCGAAGCCUUGAAUGCAUAUGAAGAAAGUAUGUAUGAUCAAGGUUAUCGAUCGAAACUACGAGACGCAUACAAUGCUAUAUACGACGCCUACAUGUCUCGUCGUUGCAACUUUCCCGUUUGGCCUUACCAUCCUGAUAAUACCAAAUCACUCACGACCGUUCCUGAUGAUGCACACCAAAAAAGGCUUCGCAAUAACCCUGAGUACACAGAUGAGCGGGCCAGAAAGAGACCAGCCCUGAUCACAUCCAGACACCAGGAAGGGGAUGUGCAAAACACCACGCCCCCGCUUCGAAGCAUCAAUAUUGGAGAUCCCACGAUUCGGGUCCAGUCUGGUUGUGGAAAUGAAGCCGAUAACCGGGUGCCUUCUGCGCCUAUACUCAUUGAAAGAAACAGCCCGCAGCUUACCCAAUUAUCACAAACAAAUGGCUCUGGGCCUAUCUGCCAGCAACAAACCCACCAGCGACUUGUCAACAAGUCACAAUCUGGUCGUAUUCCGACUCAGCUUCCAAGAUACGAUGUUCAGGAGCAGCCUCAUAGGAUUUCGGUAGCUGAGAUCGCAGAGACUUGUUCCGCUGCAAACAGAGAGACGCCUGGCUUUCCAUCUUGCAGACAGGCCGACAUUCCACACCCAGAGCCCGCAGAUGCUCGGGCGACUACCACGAUGAUGGCAAGCAGUGAGGAGAUCUCUCAUCAACAACCCAGUGAUGUCCCUCAACCUGAUGCGACAGACGCAUGGGCGACAGCCACGUUUCUGGCAAGUAGUGGGGGCUUCUCUCAUCAACAGUCAAGCGAUGUCCCUCAACCUAGUGAAACAGACGCAUGGGCGGCUACUGAGAUAAUGAGUCAUGUUGGAGGUUUCUCCCAUUCGCCAACUACUAUACCUCAGCCUGAUGCGUCAGAUGCAUGGGCGGCUACUGAGAUGAUGAGACACCUUGGAGGCUUCCCCCAUCCAUCAAGUACUAUCCCUCAACCUGAUGCGACAGACGCAUGGGCGACAGCCACAGUUCUGGCAAGUAGUGGGGACUUCUCUCACCAACCAUCUACACCUGGUCGCGGAGCCAAGGCGGUGAGAGCCGCGACGCAACUUGCCACUUUCCUCUGGUCUGGACAUCAUAAUUCGAUGAAGUCCCCGAUGAUCGGGUGACCCAUCUGUGUUUUGGUAGCCCCAUUGGUUUAUUCCCAUCUGGUUUUGACCUUACGUACGCAGAGUAUAGGCUAUGCUUCUACUAUUGUCUCAAUGUAUAGAACGAGGUGAAGUAACUGGCCUAGGUUUAAGUGGGCUAACCCUGUGCGUUAGGUCCAUUCAAAUCUACGAGAAAAUAAAUUCAACAGUUAUUAAUUCGAUCGGUUUAUGUAUGUAUGUUAGAAAAUUUGUUCAUUUCAGUCGUAGAAAAGGAUGCUGCGCCAAUUCGGAUGCCGUUUUCCUGUCCUCUGGACGCCAGGUAAGCAUCAUCCUUACCAGAGAGAGAAAACCGUCCCUUUCAUUCUGAUCUAGAGAAUGAAGUGUAUCUGCAAGUCCUCUGUCAGGUAUCAGAUUUUCAAAUAAGAAGUUCCC